Molecule: messenger RNA, 1386 nt
Organism: Boleophthalmus pectinirostris (great blue-spotted mudskipper)
Lineage: Eukaryota; Metazoa; Chordata; Actinopteri; Gobiiformes; Gobiidae
Product: zinc finger protein 90 homolog
Exons: 3
Coding region: 211-1173 (320 amino acids)
Biological process (GO): regulation of transcription by RNA polymerase II
Molecular function (GO): RNA polymerase II cis-regulatory region sequence-specific DNA binding; DNA-binding transcription factor activity
Source: RefSeq, a predicted model, not a curated record
UUUCUAAACAAAGCGAAAGUUUAAGCCCGUGAGGAUCCGAACAGGUCUAAAUAUAGACCUAGACCAGGACCAAAUACAGUUCUACACCAGGUUUAAACGGGACAACAGCAGGUCACAGCGGGUCUGAACAAGACUGAGCAGCUGCGGGAGGCGGUGAAGCAGCGUCUGGCUGUGGCUGCAGAUGAAAUCUUUGAGCUUUUGGAGAGAACCAUGUCAGAAUACAAAGAGGAGACACAGAGACACGCACUGGAGCAGCUGCUCAACACACGAGGACAGGGACUCAAAACAGAGUAUGAGGAGGAGGUGAAGACUGAAGAGACGUGGACCCCCCUGCUGCCCCACAACCACACCCAGAACCAGACGCACAACCAGAACCACACCCAGGACAACCACACCCCCCAACUGCACCACACCCAUGAGCAGACACCCACCUACAGUAAGAGCCACAGCCACAACCAGACCCAGGACUGGCCUGAAUCCACCCACAACCUGAACCACAACCAGAAUCACAGCCAGACACACAACCACAGCUCCACCCAGGACCAGACCCCCGCACUACCCCACAACCACAUCUGUAAUCAGAAACACAACCAGCUCCACAGUCACACCUACAGCCAGAGCCAGCCCCAGGACAGCACCCCUCAGUGUCAGGCGCUGGAACAGCAGACCCUGGGCUGGAUUGAGGCUGCGACUCCUCUGUCUCCCCCAGGUGGCGCUCUGCGUCACUUCUGCUCAAUCUGUGCUAAAGGCUUCAGGGCAGAGUGGCAGCUGAAGCGUCACAUGAGAGUUCACACCGGAGAGAGACCUUUCAGCUGUUCGGUCUGCGGGAGGAGCUUUUCUCGUAAAGACGCGCUCCGGGGUCAUGUGGCCAUCCACACCGGCCGAACACUUUCAGGGGCUGGUACGAAGACGUGUCAGAUCUGCGGAAAAAUUUUCCGAAGUGCUAACCACCUGAGGCGUCACAUGACUGUGCAUACUGGGGAAAAACCUUUCAGCUGUUCAGUGUGUGGGAGAAGCUUUUCCCGAGGGGAGAGUCUGAGGAAGCACAUGGAUGCCCACACUGCGAGGAAUGAGUGCUGCACCACCAACCAGCCUCCAGGGGGCAGCAAAACACAGACACUUUCAUCUGUGAGCCCACACCACACCAUCCCCCCCACCCCACAGACUGUGUGAAGAAGACAUGGAUCUAAGAGAAGAGCACCCACAAGCUGAACCAGAGACUCAACUCUUAGCACGGAACCACAGAAUCACACUGUGACCUUGGUUCAGAGAUUUGACCAAUUUAAUAAAAUAAGAUGAUUUAAUGACUUUUUCUGACUGAGUCUGAAUUAUUCAGGGAAGUUCCUUUGUUUCAUGAAGAAUAAAUAAAUUUACAUUUUGCGAUCA